Messenger RNA from Pseudovirgaria hyperparasitica, 960 nucleotides. Its product is annotated as exosome complex exonuclease RRP40. The record is from RefSeq and is a predicted model, not a curated record. Gene Ontology annotation, molecular function: RNA binding. Gene Ontology annotation, cellular component: cytoplasmic exosome (RNase complex); nuclear exosome (RNase complex). Bases 54 to 806 code for a protein of 250 amino acids. Gene Ontology annotation, biological process: nuclear polyadenylation-dependent rRNA catabolic process; poly(A)-dependent snoRNA 3'-end processing; U4 snRNA 3'-end processing. Lineage: Eukaryota; Fungi; Ascomycota; Dothideomycetes; Acrospermales; Acrospermaceae. The transcript is spliced from 2 exons.
GAGACUUUGAAAUAGCUUCAAUUGAUCCUGAGCAAGCUUCAUAAACCCUCAGCAUGUCUCUCACAGGCCUCGUCGUCCUCCCAGGCGACCCAAUCCUGCCCUCCCAUCUCCCCUCAUCCUCCAAAAACCCAGGCAAGGCACUCACCAUCGGCCCCGGACUACGACACAUCCCGCCCACCACAGUCACACCCACAACCGGCGGCGCCCUCAUCGCAGACGACCGGAAACCGGCAGUAUGGGUCGAGAACAACAGCGGCCGUUACAUCCCCGCCGUCGGCGACCUCGUAAUCUGCACCGUCCAACGCGGCAGCGCCGAAUGGUACUACUGCUCCAUCACGCCGCACACGCCGCUCGCGACGCUGGGCAAUCUGGAGUUCGAGGGUGCGAACAGGAAGAACAGGCCGAAUAUGCUGCCGGGCGCGCUUGUGUAUGCGCGCAUUGUGAGCGCGCAUCCGAAUCCGCCGCAUCAGGAGCCGACGUUGACUUGUAUAUCGCCGACGACGCAGAAGGCAGAUGGUAUGGGCCCGUUGAAGGGCGGGAUGGUGUUCCGUGUUAGCUUGGGGCUGGCGAGGAGGUUGUUGAUGGGCAGUAAGGGCAAGUUGGAUGUGUUGGAGAGGUUGGCGCAGAAGGGGGUGCGGUUUGAGAUUGCGGUGGGGAGGAAUGGGGUUGUCUGGGUUGAGGGGCAGGGUGGGGAUGUGAAGACUACGUUGGCAGUUGGGAGGCUGUUGCAGGAAGUUGAUGAAAAGGUUGCGACGUUAGAGGAGCAGGGGAAGAUGGUUGAGAAGGUGGCGAGGACGCUGAAAUGAUUGCGCGGAAGCGUAAGGUCGUGUUCGAGCAUUGCGAUGGCGUCUGGUUGAAUGCAUCUGCGGGCGUUCUUGGUCAUAAAAGCACAUUUUGUAGGGAGAUUGUAUCGAUGUCACCAGUCCAGUGUCGGACGGUUAUUGUUCUCAGCAUUCCUAU